UCAGCACUUUUUUGACAAACACAACACAUCCGCUCACAUCGUUCAUUGCUUCUCCGGUGAUGUUCAUUUAGUCAUCACUCACCUGCUUUCUACUCGUUUAGAAAUAGAAUAAAUCCAUCCAGAUAUGAUCAACUUUGGAGUUUUCCUUCUCUUUCUAAUUGGUCGUACUGCAACACACCUGAAUAACCCAUCUGUGUUUGCUAAACCGGGAGAAACAAUUCAUUUACCUUGCGUUUACCAGAGCCAAAUAGCCAUGCACUUCUCAUGGUACAAGCACGAACCUGGACAGAAUCCCAGGCUCAUCUCCACCAUUUACAAGUAUGAUAAUAAGGCCAGGUUUUACCAUAAUUUCGAGAAUAAUUCACGCUUCUCUGUGAUGAAUGAAAACGGUGUGCAUCAUUUGGUGAUAAGAAACAUACAGAUCUCCGAUUCUGCAACAUACUACUGUGGAAGCGCUUAUUCCAACGUAAUGGAAUUCGUCGAAGGCACAGAGUUGAUAGUUGAAGGGUUAAAAAGCUACACUGUUGUAAAACCACACGCUUUCAUUGAAAAUCUUUCAAAAUCUGGAGAUUCAGUGAAUCUAGCAUGCACAGUUUUAAAUUAGAACUGUGUAGGAAACCACAGCGUGUACUGGCUCAUACAUGAAUCAGAAGAAUCUCAUCCAAGAGUUAUUAGGGCACAUGGAACGAGUGUUGAUCAGUGUGAUUGGAUGUCUGAAGGCGGGUUUACAGCACGUAGAUGCGUCUACAGCUUCUCUAAGAAGGAGCUCAGUCAGUCUGAUGCUGGGACUUACUACUGUGCUGUUGCUGCAUGUGGGGAGAUGCUGCUCGGGAACGGAACCAAACUGGACACUAUAGGUGCCGAUUCCGCAGAUCAGAUGAUGACUUUUGUUCUUCUUUCCAUUGUUAGAACAGUCCUUCUUUUAAUCACCAUUGCCACAGUUACUGUUUGGUACUGCAUGAAUUCAAAAAGAAUGUCGAAAGAGGGCUGUUCUCCGUCUGCCAUGGCUUUCUGAGAUCGAAGAUCCCGACCAGAGGGAAGACCAGGACCCAGUUGUUCAAAAAUAAUCUGAUCUGAUUUCGGCUAUUGGAUUGAAUCAAAUCUUGAAAAUGGGUUGGUCA
Messenger RNA from Rhinichthys klamathensis goyatoka, 1121 nucleotides. RefSeq names its product novel immune-type receptor 9 (gene nitr9). The transcript is spliced from 4 exons. The record is from RefSeq and is a predicted model, not a curated record. NCBI's taxonomy places the organism in Eukaryota, Metazoa, Chordata, Actinopteri, Cypriniformes, Leuciscidae. Gene Ontology annotation, biological process: response to bacterium.